AUGGAGGCUUCGACUUCCAGAUUGGGCUUCAAGCCGCCACCGCCGUCGCCGCCGAAACCGAAGAAGAAACGUAAAACUACAAUCCUCGCCCUUAAUCACGAUCUUCUCUGCAUAAUAUUCGCCUCUCUGGACCUGGUCCAGCUCGUCCGCUGCUCAGCUGUCUGCAAAUCAUGGACCUCAGUGAUUGACAAACUCAAGUUGCUGCAACUAAAAUUCCAUAAUCAGCAAGUUAUGGGUUCGGUCAGUAGUCUUCCCGAAACAUCUAUUUCCGCAGGAAAAUCGUUGAACUUUCAGAUGGAGCAGCUGGCUAUGGAACGGCACAGAUUCUCAUUGCGUGAAGGCCCGGCUAAUGUUUUUCAGUGGAAAGGCCAUUCUGUUGGGGUAAGUCGAUGCCGAAUGAAGACGGGAAUGAUUCUUACCGGUGUGGGUGACAAGUUGUUGCGGCUCUGGUCUGCGGAAAGCUACAAGUGCUUGGAUGAAUACAGGCUUCCUGAUAAAGCCCCUUUGAUUGAUUUUGAUUUUGAUGAGAAUAAGGUCGUUGGUUUGGUUGGAACUCGCAUAUGUAUAUGGACACGCACAGGGACAAGAAACAUUUUUUCCUCGCGUGAUGGUAUGUUUACAAGGGGGCUCUGCUUAUGCUACAUGGAUCCAGAGGCUAUGGUUGGCUGUGAAGAUGGGAAAGUUCGCGUCUUUGAUAUGUACAGUAGGAGAUGUUCCCAAAUUAUUAAGAUGCAUGCUGGAUCAGUGACUUGCUUGUCUCUUACUGAUGAUCAAUUGCUCAUUAGUGGUUCAUCUCUUGGAGGUAUUUCAUUAUCAGAUCUUUCAUCUGAUCAACAAGUGAUGACAUUGAAGUCGAAUAGUUCUUCAGGUGUAAAGACCAUGUGUUUGAACCCUCGUUCCAAUUUACUGUUUGCUGGUUCAACAGAUGGACAUUUAUCCUGUUGGGAUAUUAGGUUAACACGUAGUAGACUCUGGGAGACGCGCUUGAGUUCCAACGUCCUUUAUUCAAUCAAUCACAUGAGGAAUGACACAUCAACAAUAGUUGCUGGUGGGAUAGAUGGUGUUCUGAGAAUUGUUGAUCAGGAUACAGGGGAAGUUUUAUCCAGAUGCGUUAUGGAUGAUAGUAGCCGUGUAGUAUCCAGUCAAUUAAGGGGAGGUGGGAGUCAUCAAGUCACUGAAAAGAAGGCGGUGAGAAGGCUCUCGGAUGAUGAGCGCAUUUACCUUAUGUCUGCAGCUCCCAGGCCACCUAUUACAUGUUUAUCUGUAGGAAUGCAGAAGGUUGUGACGAUGAAUAAUGACAAAUGUGUUAGGGUGUGGAAAUUUUCUCAGUAA
This is a messenger RNA of Oldenlandia corymbosa var. corymbosa, 1332 nucleotides long. The record is from the annotation of a GenBank genome assembly. NCBI's taxonomy places the organism in Eukaryota, Viridiplantae, Streptophyta, Magnoliopsida, Gentianales, Rubiaceae.